AUGCGAGCGGUAUUGGUAAGUUGCGAAGACGACUAUGGAGAAUCGUGGUUAUAUUUUAUAGACGAAAAGAAUGGCACCACACAUGUUAUGAAUUUUUCUCUGCCCGUGGAUAACAGGGGCUUCAUUCUGGGCCAAGCUUACUUUUAUUUAUAUACUAGGCAAAAUAUGGACGAAGCCGAAGAGUUGAUCUUACCUAAAAAUGGCUCAAUUACCAGCAAAUAUUUCAACGAAUCUAACGAUAUCAAGGCAGUUACACACGGCUGGCUAUCCGAUAGCAAAACAGAUUGGAUGCAAGGCAUAAGAAGGAGGUUUUUGGAUACAUCAGAUUGUAACGUUAUUCUCGUGGAUUGGGGCGAGUUGGCUGAUAAUCCUAUAUAUCCUUGGUCUGCGCUGUGCACCAGAUAUGUUGGUAGACAACUGAGCAAGAUACUCGGUUCCCUCGGCGAGUCCUACGCGAUUCAAGACAGGCACAUACACUUAGCGGGCCACAGCCUUGGAGCUCACGUUAUGGGAUAUGCUGGGAUGUUUUCAGGAGGAAGAGUGAACAGAAUAACGGGUCUAGACCCCGCCCGGCCUCUGUUCGAGUUCCCGGACGUGGGUCCCGGUUUCCGCCUGGACGAGACAGACGCGGCCUUCGUGGACAUCAUCCACAGCUGCUGCGGCACCCUGGGCUACAAGCACAGUCAUGGACACGCAGACUUUUACCCCAACGGCGGAUCCUCGCCACAGCCCGGCUGCGAGGGUACGGACUUGGCGGCUUUGAGAUCGGAUCCCUGCAGCCACGGGCGCUCUUACGAAUUUUUCUCGGAAUCUAUAUUCCCUACCACCAAAUUCCGAGCAUAUCCGUGUGACAACUGGAAGGCAUAUGAAAACGGGCGGUGUUCAAACGGCGAAGUCUACAUGGGGGUGCCCGCCAAUAUUUCGGAUGAAGGAAACUUCUAUCUGCGCACCAAUAAUGAAUCUUUAUAUGCGAUAUAG
This is a messenger RNA of Amyelois transitella, 978 nucleotides long. RefSeq names its product lipase member H-like. The record is from RefSeq and is a predicted model, not a curated record. NCBI's taxonomy places the organism in Eukaryota, Metazoa, Arthropoda, Insecta, Lepidoptera, Pyralidae. The transcript has 5 exons. Gene Ontology annotation, molecular function: lipase activity. Bases 1 to 978 code for a protein of 325 amino acids. Gene Ontology annotation, biological process: lipid metabolic process.